Messenger RNA from Sclerotinia sclerotiorum 1980 UF-70, 168 nucleotides. RefSeq lists its product with no specific name. The record is from RefSeq and is a predicted model, not a curated record. Bases 1 to 168 code for a protein of 55 amino acids. The transcript has 2 exons. NCBI's taxonomy places the organism in Eukaryota, Fungi, Ascomycota, Leotiomycetes, Helotiales, Sclerotiniaceae.
AUGGAACACGGAUUUAUUAACCCAAGUGCUUCCGUCGAACGAGACCACGACCUCAUGAAGACAAAUACCAUAUGGCAUAGUCAAACGCAGUUGCUGCAUUCAAUCUCCGCGGAAGAAUCGAUGGCGGGAGACAAAGAUGUGAUAGAUGGGAUAGUAUCAAAGGAUUAA